Messenger RNA from Solanum dulcamara, 4019 nucleotides. RefSeq lists its product as uncharacterized. The record is from RefSeq and is a predicted model, not a curated record. Bases 375 to 3512 code for a protein of 1045 amino acids. The transcript is spliced from 15 exons. NCBI's taxonomy places the organism in Eukaryota, Viridiplantae, Streptophyta, Magnoliopsida, Solanales, Solanaceae. Gene Ontology annotation, molecular function: phosphatidylinositol binding.
CAUUCCCGACAAUGGUGGAAUUUAUAAUCCAGCAUCAAAUAUUCAACAGCUUGGCCAGCUCCCAUACAAAGGAGGCUUUAACGUGUUUUCCAACCGGUAACGACGAUUUCAUCUAUCUUUUCCCACGUUUUCCCCCCCCUCUCUCUCUUCCACCGCAGGAACCCAAUUACAGAAGACGAAAAGCAGAGGAUCCCAGAGUUUUCUCCCUUGUUCUUGAUUCAAAAUUUAUCAAAUGGGGAUAAAUCGACCAGGACCAAGAUUCCUGUUGAAUCAAUCGAUUUUGAUGUUGUAGAUAGCAAAUUUUUGUUGCUUAUCAUUAGGGAAUAUAUUGGGUUUCAAUUUCUUGGAAGAAUUCUAGGGUUUGAGGGAACACUAUGAAGGCCAUGGAGACCCUUCAAGAUCUGAUAGAAGAAGUAAAAGUUCGAGCGGUUUGGUGGGGUUUGUGUAUAUUUUCUGUUUGUUACUUUUUAACACACACCAGUACAUCAAUGUGGAUGAAUCUACCUAUAGCUUUACUCUUGGUUUCUGGAUCACGCAUAUUGUUUAAUAAAGUGGAGUUCCGCUGGAAAGUUUGGAAUGUCCGACCACCAACAUACUUGGCCCACUUAGAAAAGAAGCAGCUAUCUGUGAAUGAUAGUCGACUUUCUACCUCACCACCCACACUGAAAUGGAAGAGGAAAAUCGGUGCUCCACUCGUAGAGGCAGCAGCAGAGGAGUUUAUUGACAAGGUUUUGCAUGAUUUUGUGAUAGAUUUGUGGUACUCCGAUAUUACACCUGACAAGGAGGCACCAGAGCUGAUACAUGAAAUAAUCAUGGAUGUCCUUGGUGAAAUAUCUGGAAGAGUGAAAGGAAUUAACCUUGUAGAGCUGUUGACAAGGGAUGUGGUGGACCUGGUAGGAGAUCACCUAGACCUUUUCCGCAGGAACCAGAUAGCUAUUGGCGUGGACGUCAUGGGUACAUUGUCUUCGGAAGAAAGGGAUGAAAGGUUAAAGCACCAUCUCUUGGUCUCUAAAGAACUCCACCCUGCUUUGAUAUCAGCUGAGAGUGAGUACAAGGUACUUCAACGGCUCAUGGGUGGAAUCUUAGCUGUUGUGCUAAGACCCAGAGAAGCGCAAAGCCCCUUGGUUCGAUGUAUUGCCAGAGAACUAAUAACUUCUUUAGUUAUACAGCCUCUUCUGAAUUUUGCAAGCCCUGCGUAUAUUAAUGAGUUGAUUGAAUGCAUUUUCCUUGCAUAUAAUGAUGAGGGGUGUAAGGAGUCUGGUGAUGGUAAAUCGACUAAAGUAGAAAGUCAUAAUCGCAAUCAGGGUUCUCCAUUAGACACUGUAAUAUGUUCAGAAUCUGAUCAUAAACAGAAAACACCUACCAAGAGUCAGGGGACUGAUGUCUCACUCUGCCAAUAUGACCAUCGAAGAGAAUUAUCAUCAGCUAGUGCAGGAAGUUCAAUUUCUGGUUCGAUUCAAGACGAGGCUAACCAUCUACGGCCCGCUGACUGGGCUCGUGUCCUUGAAGCAGCCUCCCAGAGAAGAACAGAAGUUCUGAUGCCUGAAAAUCUUGAGAACAUGUGGACUAUCGGCAGAAAUUAUAAGAAAAAACUCCAAAAGAAUUCUGCCUCGGGAGGAGUUCAGGUUCCUGGAGUAAAGGUUACAGUAAGCAGUGGAAAAGAUGCGGGGAAAGAAUUACCAACUCAGAAAUCUGAAGUAGCCAUGAUAAUGGAAGAUAAACCACAUGAUCCAAAUCAGCCACAUGAUCAGAGAAGUCAUCCCUUGCAUUUGUCUCAAGAGCUGAUAAAGGAAGCUCCGUCCAAGGGAGGAGUUCUCUAUGAUGUUGACAAUGCUUCUGCCAUUGUUGCAUAUGAGACUAAGAGUAGGCUUAAGAAAUCAAAUAGUACAUCUGAUUUAAUUAUCCAACAAAAUACUGAAGAUUUGUUUAUGAGCAAAGUUGGUGGAUCCAUUAUAUCAGAGUUCUAUAGUGCAGAAUUUAGGAAUGCAGUACCUAGCACUAUGAGUGCUUCAGACAUGGUGAUUCGUGGUGAGGGACAUCAUCGUCCAAAGCUGAAGUGCAGAGUUUUGGGUGCAUAUUUUGAGAAGCUGGGCUCAAAAUCUUUUGCUGUAUAUUCAAUCGCCGUUACUGAUGCCAAUAACAGUACAUGGUUUGUAAAGAGAAGAUACAGGAACUUCGAGAGAUUGCAUAGACACCUGAAAGAUAUUCCUAAUUACACAUUGCAUUUGCCUCCUAAGAGGAUAUUUUCGUCGAGUACAGAAGAUGCAUUCGUUCAUCAGCGUUGCAUUCAGCUUGACAAAUAUCUGCAAGAUCUCUUGUCAAUUGCCAAUGUGGCUGAGCAGCAUGAGGUGUGGGAUUUUCUCAGUGCCUCUUCCAAGAACUACUCCUUUGGAAAAUCUUCUUCAGUGAUGAAAACGCUGGCAGUUAACGUGGAUGAUGCUGUGGAUGAUAUUGUACGUCAAUUUAAAGGCGUUUCUGAUGGCUUGAUGCGUAAAGUUGUUGGCUCUCCUUCAUCUUCUUCUUAUGAUCCCACUAUCUCUACUUCAGACAGAAAUUUGUCUUGGAACGUGGAGGAAAUACAUAAACUGGCUUUAACACAAAGUAAGUCUGAGUCAGUUAAUAGCUUCUCUGACAAUGAUGACGUUGAUAAAGAUGGAAGCCACGGGCACGAGGAAGUAGGACCUAGUUCAGAAGACAAUGAGUGUCAUUCGGACAAUGAGUUGAAUUCUAAAGGAUUUCCCCCUCGGGUGGUUAAACGUGAUGAAGAGAUGAUAAGCUCAGCAGCUGAUUUGAAGAAUGGUUCUGGGCUACAACGUAAAUCUUUCAGUUCUGGAGGAUUUCCAGAGACAAGUUUGGCAGUAGUUCCCAGUCAACAAGAGGAUCCAGUUGGAGUGCCACCAGAGUGGACGCCGCCCAAUUUAAGUGUACCUAUCUUAAAUUUGGUGGACAAGAUUUUUCAGCUGAACAGAAGAGGCUGGCUAAGAAGACAGGUAUUUUGGAUAUCAAAGGAAAUUAUGCAGUUAAUGAUGGAGGAUGCUAUUGAUGAUUGGCUGUUAAGGCAAAUUCAUUGGCUACGGAGAGAGGAUGUUAUUGCUCAGGGAAUUAAAUGGAUUCAAGAUGUUCUCUGGCCCAAUGGCACUUUCUUCAUAAAAUUAAGAAAUAUUGUUGAAACCAGCAACGAACCAAAUCAAGGAUCCGUUCAUACCACGAAACAAGCUGGAGGAAGUAAGGUCUCCAAGGCAGGAUCUUUUGAGGAGCAGCUUGAGGCUACUCGUAGGGCAAGUGAUGUGAAAAAGAUGCUCUAUGAUGGUGCUCCCUCCACUUUGGUCAGCUUAAUUGGGCACAAGCAGUACAGACGUUGUGCUAGGGAUUUGUAUUACUUCCUUCAGUCUACUAUCUGUUUAAAGCAGCUUACAUAUGGUGUCCUCGAACUUGUACUUAUAUCUGUCUUCCCUGAGCUGAGGGAUCUUGUGAAGGAUAUCCAUGAGAAGGCACACGCUCAACCUGUAUAGGCUGCCUCUCUUUUUUCUCAGUAACUACGUCAAUGAGCUCUUUUAACUUUGACUCUGCCUAUAGAUUCAAAAUCCUCCUGAAAAGCUGGGAGGGAGAGCAAAUCUUAGGCCCGGGAGGAUGGAAACUUAGUGACUUGAUUUUGUCAUCUUUUUUUUUUUUUGGUCUAGGGUCUUGAGGUACCGGAAAUUCUUUAUGGAAUGCCAAGGAUAGCAGCAAAUGCUCUACUUUUGCCUUCUCAUUGUACAAAGUGUGCAUUAGAAUUUGUAUAGUUAUCGGUUUUUGGUGUGCAGUCUUGUAUAUUCAUUUGAUAUCACCACCUGGAUGAUAUAACUAGUCGGACUGAUGACUAAAUGCAUUUCAUGAUGCAUCCAAUUUUUGCUCUUGCCAUUGGGAGUUGGUUCUAUCUCCUCCCUAGGUGUGCAUACAUUUUACCCUCUUUAGACUUGUAGGAUUGUACUGAGUAUGUUGUUGCAUUGAGAGUUUGUGAAGUUUAUUUAUUUAUUUAA